UUGGGUCGUAGAGCUGACACGUCAGAUAGCCGGGUCACAACAUCCCUCCCUGGAUUCGGGAACCUCACCCAGGGAUACAACAGAUAUCUCAGGCCAAAAUUUGGUGGAGAGCCUGUGGUGAUAGCCAUGAGCCUUGAUGUUGCAAGCAUUUCCAGCAUCUCUGAGAGUGACAUGGACUACACGGCGACAAUAUAUUUGCGACAACGCUGGACAGAUCCUCGGCUGGUUUUUCAGGGGAACAAAAGUUUCACUCUGGAUGCUCGGCUGGUGAAAUACCUGUGGGUUCCUGACACGUAUAUUGUGGAGUCUAAGAAGUCUUUCUUGCAUGAGGUCACAGUAGAGAAUCGGCUCAUACGGCUGUUCUCUAACGGCACCGUCUUGUAUGCUUUGCGGAUCACUACCACAGUUGCGUGUAACAUGGACCUGUCAAAAUAUCCCCUGGAUACGCAGACAUGUAAAUUGCAGAUGGAAAGCUGGGGAUAUGAUGAAAACGAUGUACUGUACACUUGGUUGAGGGGAAACGAUUCGGUCCACGGCCUUGAGAACCUGCGACUUUCUCAGUACACAGUGGAGCAUUAUUACAGCCUUGUAACAAUGUCUCACCAGGAAACAGGCAAUUACCCAAGACUAGUAUUGCAGUUUGAACUCAAGAGAAAUAUCCUUUAUUUCAUUCUGGAGACGUACGUGCCAUCCACCCUCCUUGUCAUAUUGUCUUGGGUUUCUUUCUGGAUCACUCUGGAUUCCGUUCCGGCAAGAACAUGUAUUGGAGUAACAACUGUGCUCUCAAUGACAACUCUGAUGAUGGGCUCGCGAAACGCUGUGACGAAGACCAACGGUUUCAUAAAAGCCAUUGACGUUUACCUGGGCAUCUGUUUCACCUUCAUAUUUGGUGCCUUGGUAGAAUAUGCAGUAGCUCACUAUAUUGCAUCGCAAAAGCAAGCAGCCUCUGAAAGAACAGUUACCAGAGAAGCGGAAGAUGUCACCAAUAUCUUUUCCACAUCUGUCACCAGCUACAAUCAAAAGAUAAACUUGAGUGCCAUCGAUAAUAUCGCCUACAGUGGUUCGACUAUGAAACCAAAGGACAAAAUUCGGUUUCUUUUGAGGAACAAAAUGCGCAGGGUUGUCAGCUAUUUCACAAUUCAAAACCCAGGCAACAUCGAACACUACUCAAGGUUGCUCUUCCCUCUGUGUUUUUUGGUAGUCAAUUUGUUUUAUUGGGUUUAUUACUUAUUCUUUUAGCAAUAGUAAGACCAUUUUGGCUUGUGGUGGUGAGAAGGUCUUGCCUGUGUUGGCUCCCAGUCGCUACGAAUUGUUAUGGGUGUGACUAUGGGCACAUAUCGAGAAUUUGGCCUAAACCCAACAUUGAUUGUAUUGUAUCAAAAGCCAAAUCUUGUACAGAGCACCACAUGAACAUGACUGUGGAGCUAGAGCAAGUGGAACCCAAAAAGGGCAAGCCUAUUCUUGAAGCCAUUGCUAAGACGGAUAGGCCUUGUGCUUCGAGGCUGUGCAACUGUUUUACACUGCCAACAUAGCUAAGCCCCAGCGUACCCUUUUUAGUCUGAUGUUUUACAUUUAUGCCAAAGAGGUUUUCCAGCUAGUUGUUUUCAAUCAC
Messenger RNA from Lacerta agilis (Sand lizard), 1612 nucleotides. It is a transcript of the gene GABRP, whose product is annotated as gamma-aminobutyric acid type A receptor subunit pi. Gene Ontology annotation, molecular function: GABA-A receptor activity; extracellular ligand-gated monoatomic ion channel activity; neurotransmitter receptor activity. Gene Ontology annotation, cellular component: neuron projection; GABA-A receptor complex; synapse. The record is from RefSeq and is a predicted model, not a curated record. Gene Ontology annotation, biological process: regulation of membrane potential; monoatomic ion transmembrane transport; chemical synaptic transmission. The coding region runs from base 127 to 1239 and encodes 370 amino acids. The transcript has 9 exons. Lineage: Eukaryota; Metazoa; Chordata; Lepidosauria; Squamata; Lacertidae.